Molecule: messenger RNA, 873 nt
Organism: Babesia microti strain RI
Lineage: Eukaryota; Apicomplexa; Aconoidasida; Piroplasmida; Babesiidae
Product: AmmeMemoRadiSam system protein B
Exons: 6
Coding region: 1-873 (290 amino acids)
Source: RefSeq, a predicted model, not a curated record
AUGAGCAUAAGGAUAGCUACUCAUGCUGGGAGUUGGUAUUCUUCCGUAGGCAAUGUACUAAAAACCAGAAUCUCCUCCGAAUUAUCCACACAUCCAGAAAACGAAGUGCUUGUAAAAUACAUAAUAACACCUCAUGCUGGCUAUGAUUAUUCUCUGAAAACUGCAUUAUACGCCUAUUCUAAGAUUAGGACUUUCAAAUAUUCGAAAAUAUUUAUAUUAGGGCCAUCACACCAUGUCUAUUUUGAAGGUUGCGGGCUUGAUAAAUGUAUUAAAUACGAAACGCCCAUUGGCAAUCUGGAUAUAGACACAGAGACUGUAACUAAUCUGUUAGCAAAUGAUCAUUUUAUGAAUAUUAGCAAGGGCACAUCUGAAGAUGAGCAUUCAAUUGAAAUGCAAUUGCCCAUCUUGAAACUCAUUUUGGAAGGAUUUCCUGAUGCUAAAAUAAUACCCAUCAUGAUUGGUGAUAUAGAUGAACAGUCAACCAUAGGCAUUGCCAAUUCACUACUAAAAUAUUUUGAAGACAAGGACAAUUUAUUUGUAAUCUCUUCAGAUUUCUGCCACUUUGGUGCAAGAUUUGGAUUCUAUAAAACUCCAUACCCUGGCAUACCGAUACACGAAGCUGUAGAGAAGUUGGACAAGGAUGGCAUUGAUCUUAUUCUAAAACACAAUUAUAAAGGGUUCAUAAGCUACUUAGAUGAUACUAAAAAUACAAUUUGCGGGAGGAAUCCGAUACAGGUUUUGCUAAAGUUGCUCACCUUUUCCAAAUUAAAUAUAUUCUCAAAUCUUGAAAGUUAUGCACAAUCCAACCCAGCUACUAAUAUAAGAGACUCCAGUGUUUCCUACGCGGCGGUUGUUGGUACAAUAAUUAAUUAA